CAGCAAAUCAAUCAGUUGCACCUUCACCCGCCGAUCUCUUCGAUAACUGUCAAACGAAAAAUUCGUAAGUAGAAAGAGAACGACAUCAUGUAUCUCGUACCGUUGCUGUUCACGAGUCUUCUUUUGGGACUAAAUGCUCCCAUCAAUGCGGUGGAUGUCUUCGCGGGACAAGCGGGAAUUGGACAGGCUGCCGCACGACAGGCUGGCGUUGGCAAAGCUGCCGCAGGAUUUGCGGGACAAGCUAGUGCUGGACAAGCUGCUGCCACUGCACAAGCUGCUCCUGCACAAGCUGCUGCUGCUGCACAGGCCGCUGCUAAACAACCUGCUGUUGCACAGGCUGCUGCUGGACAUGGUGCCGCAGGACUAGCUGCCGCUGGACUUGCCGAUGCAGGAUUUGCUGCUGCGGGACAAGCUACCGCUGGACAAGCUGCUGCCACUGCACAAGCUGCUCCUGCACAAGCUGCUGCUGCUGCACAGGCCGCUGCUAAACAAGCUGCUGUUGCACAGGCUGCCGCUGGAGUGGCUAGUGCAGGAGUGUCUGCCGCUGGACAUGGCGCCGCAGGACUAGCUGCCGCCGGACUGGCCGAUGCAGGAUUUGCUGCUGCAGGACAGGCUGACGCAGGACUAUCUGGCAUUGGAUUUGGUGCUGCUGCUGGACAGGCUGGUAUGGGAUUUGGUGCUGCUGGACAGGUUGACGCAGGACUAUCUGGCAUUGGAUUUGGUGCUGCUGCUGGACAGGCUGGUAAGGGAUUUGGUGCUGCUGGACAGGUUGACGCAGGACUAUCUGGCAUUGGAUUUGGUGCUGCUGGACAGGUUGACGCAGGACUAUCUGGCAUUGGAUUUCGUGCUGCUGCUGGACAGGCUGGUACGGGAUUUGGUGCUGCUGGACAGGUUGACGCAGGACUAUCUGGCAUUGGAUUUCGUGCUGGUGGACAGGUUGACACAGGACUAUCUGGCAUUAGAUUUCGUGCUGCUCGACAGGCUGGCGCUAUGCAAGCUGCUGCAGGACAGGCUGGUAUGGGAUUUGGUGCUGCUGGACAGGCUGCCGCAGGCCUGGCUGCCGCUAAUUAAGCUACUGCUGGACAGACUGUUGCAGGACAGGCUUGCGCGUUUUAUGACUAAUAGCUUAUUAGAGAAACAAAUAGAGGACA
Wasmannia auropunctata (little fire ant) is the source of this 1151-nucleotide messenger RNA. RefSeq names its product spidroin-1-like. The coding region runs from base 88 to 1071 and encodes 327 amino acids. The transcript is spliced from 2 exons. The record is from RefSeq and is a predicted model, not a curated record. Lineage: Eukaryota; Metazoa; Arthropoda; Insecta; Hymenoptera; Formicidae.